CUCACUCAGCUCAAGCUCAGCCUGGCUCCUGGGGAACUAGGGUCAUCUUUAGGGACUCUACCACCCCCUCCCAGUUUAGGAAUAAGAGAUUUAGGCGGGGGAGUAGCCCUCCCCUUGUUUUGGUUGUUAUUUUGUUCCUACAGGAGCUGGAGGGCAGGGGGGGGGGUUAUUCCCCAACUCCACUUCCCCCCACCCCCAGCCAGGGCUAUGAUAAACUCCCAGAAAAGGAAAGAAACAGCUGAGAGUUGGAGUCAAAUUUAGGAAAAGAGCUGUGUCAUCAGCUGGCCGAGUGCCUGGGAUCUGGCUGCUGGGGAUUCCCCUCCCCCUACCCCACCCCCAAUUUCCUUUGAAAACCUGAAUUUUUGGAAGUAAUGAGACACCCCAUCUGCCUUCCACCAAAGACCUCAAGCUACAGUCUGAGUGGCUCCGCCAGCUCAGCCAAUCCCUGCUCUUCCCCGUACUUAAAGGCGCUGGCGGGGAGAGCCCGCUAAGGAGAAUCCAACUGGGAAAGGGCUGGGGAGCCACGGAGAGAUAGAGACAGAGACAGAGACAGAGGAGAGAUAGAGACAGAGACAGAGACAGAGACAGAAACACAAAUCGGAAGACAGACCCAGAAAAAGACAAAGAGCAGACCGAGGGAUAGGGAGACCGGGAAAUCCACAAAGUCAGAAAGUAGGUGCUGAAAGCCAAACCGAUGGGGAGAGGACAGAAAGAGACAUAGAAACAAAAGAGAAGGACGCAGGCUAACUGAUAGGAAAGAGCAGAGGAGCCAGAAGAAGGGAGACCUGCCGAAAGCUAGGACAGUGCCAGUCUCUGGAAGAGUGCCUUACUCUCCAGGGGAGACAAGGGUGUGUGUCUAUCGGGGUGGCUCCCAGGCUUACUGCUAAGUUCUGUGGGGGAAUUUUCUUUAUCUCUUUGGAAGCUCCCCAGUCCCUGUGACAACACCACAUCCUCCCCUGGCACAGGUCAGAACCCCCAGGGGAUUCUUGCUGAGAGGAGCCUCCACGAACCAGGCAGGGGGAGUCACUGGAGCUUCGAACACCCCACUCUCUUCUAGCUACUGCUGCAGUGCCAUGUCCCAGGCGGACAUAGGUCCCAGAAGGGACUUGGGGAGAGCUCAGAGCAGCCCUUUGCUUCCUACUCCAUCCCAGCCACUCCCAGGGCUGCUACUUCUGAUGCUGCUGCUGCUAGAUUCCUGCUUGUCUCUUGCCCAGCUGGUGGGCCUCCCCACUCAGGAGGAGGAGAUCGUGUUUCCCGAGAGACUCAAUGGCAGCAUCUUUCCUGGCCCCGGCUCCCAGGGGCUCCUGUUAUAUCGGCUGCCAGCCUUUGGAGAGACGCUGUUGCUGGAGCUGGAACAGGACCCUGGUGUCCGGGUUGAGGGAUUGACUGUGCAGUACCUGGGCGAGACACCUUCGAUGCUAGGUGGGGCUGAAGUGGGCACAUACCUGACGGGCACCAUCAACGGGGACCCUGAGUCUGUGGCAUCUCUGCACUGGGAUGGGGGAGCCCUGUUGGGUGUCCUACAAUACCGGGGAACAGAGCUCCACCUUCAGCCUCUAGAAGAGGGUGCUCCCAAUUCUGCUGGGGGGAGAGGGGCCCACAUCCUACGACGAAAGAGCCCCACCAGAGACCAGGGCCCCAUGUGCAACGUUGGGGCCCCACUUGGGAGCCCAGGCCCCAGUCCUCGAAGAGCCAAGCGUUUUGCCUCAGUAAGUCGCUUUGUUGAGACCCUGGUAGUGGCAGAUGACAAGAUGGCGGCAUUUCAUGGAGCUGGGCUGAAGAGAUACCUACUGACUGUCAUGGCAGCUGCCGCCAAGGCUUUCCGGCACCCAAGUCUUCGUAACCCAGUCAGUCUGGUGGUAACACGGCUGGUUGUGCUUGGGCCUGGUGAGGAAGGACCUCAGGUGGGCCCCAGUGCUGCUCAGACCCUCCGAAGCUUCUGUACCUGGCAGCAGGGACUCAACAUUCCUGAGGACAGCCACCCAGACCACUUUGAUACAGCCAUUCUGUUUACUCGACAGGACCUGUGUGGUGUCUCUACAUGUGACACACUUGGCAUGGCCGAUGUGGGCACAGUGUGUGACCCAGCCAGAAGUUGUGCCAUUGUAGAAGAUGAUGGACUCCAGUCAGCCUUCACUGCUGCUCAUGAACUGGGUCAUGUUUUCAACAUGCUUCAUGACAACUCCAAGCCAUGUGUGAACUUGAAUGGCCCUGGGAGUUCAUCCCGUCAUGUCAUGGCACCAGUAAUGGCACAUGUGGACCCUGAGGAACCCUGGUCCCCCUGUAGUGCUCGUUUCAUCACUGAUUUCCUCGACAAUGGACAUGGACACUGCCUCUUGGACAAGCCCUCAGCUCCUCUACGCCUGCCUAUGACCUUCCCUGGCAGAGACUAUGAUGCUGACCGCCAAUGCCAGUUAACCUUUGGGCCUGACUCAAGACACUGUCCCCAGCUUCCUCCACCCUGUGCUGCCCUCUGGUGCUCUGGCCGCCUGAAUGGCCAUGCCAUGUGUCAAACUAAGCACUCCCCCUGGGCCGAUGGCACUCCCUGUGGACCCUCCCAGGCCUGCAUGAGUGGCCGUUGCCUCCAGAGUGCUCAGCUUCAAGAUUUCCAUACCCCACAGGCAGGGGGCUGGGGCUCCUGGGGGCCCUGGGGCGACUGCUCUCGGACCUGUGGAGGUGGUGUCCAGUUCUCCUCCCGCGACUGCACUAGUCCUGUCCCCAAGAAUGGUGGCAAAUACUGUGAGGGCCGCCGUACCCGUUUCCGCUCCUGCAAUACCCAGGACUGCCCCACAGGCACAGCUUUGACCUUCCGUGAGGAGCAGUGUGCUGCCUACAACCUUCGCUCGGACCUCUUCAAGAACUUCCCAGGGCCUAUGGAUUGGGUCCCACGAUACAGCGGUGUGGCUCCCCAGGACCAGUGCAAGCUCACUUGCCAGGCUCGGGCCCUUGGCUACUACUAUGUCCUGGAGCCUCGGGUAGUAGAUGGGACUCCCUGCUCAUUGGACAGCACUUCGGUCUGUGUUCAGGGCCGCUGUAUCCAUGCUGGCUGUGACAGGAUCAUUGGCUCCAAGAAAAAGUUUGACAAGUGCAUGGAAUGUGGGGGUAAUGGCUCAAGCUGCAGCAAGCAGUCUGGCUCCUUCAAGAAGUUCAGGUACGGAUACAAUGAUGUGGUCACCAUUCCUGCGGGUGCUACCCACAUUCUAGUGCGACAGCAGGGGGGUUCUGGCCCCCACAGCAUUUACCUGGCCCUGCAGCUUCAAGACGGCUCCUAUGCUCUCAAUGGUGAAUAUACACUUCUCCCAUCUCCGAGCGAUGUGGUUCUGCCCGGAGGUGCCAGUCUUCGAUACAGUGGUGCCACUGCAGCCUCAGAGACGCUGACAGGCCAUGGGCCAUUGUCCCAGCCCCUUACCUUGCAGGCCCUGGUAGUAGGGAACCCCCAGAAUCCUCGCCUCCGCUACAGCUUCUUUGUACCCCGGCCUGCCCCUCCAGCACCUCGGCCCACCCCAAAGGACUGGCUCCGACAGCGUGCACAAAUCCUGGAGAUUCUCCGGCGGCGCCAUUGGGUGGGCAAAAAAUAACCUCACUCUCCCAGGGGAGCAGCCCUGGGCACAGUGGGGGCACACAAAUGACUGGGUGGAGGGGUCUCUGAGGAGCUGCCUCCUAUUGGGCACGAUAGGGAAGCGGUAAUAAAGGCAGGACCUACCCCUUUCCCCCACCUUGCAGGCUGGCCCUGCCCUGGGCUACCUAAUUAAGAGAGGCAGCCUGACUAUUAUGUGACUGGGUUCUAAUAAGUCUAAGAUGGGAGAGAGUCCCUCAGUGGCCACCCAUCCCUUCUCCCAAGCUGGUCAUAGGAGUUGAGGAAUUGCAGGGUGGACCCCAAUUGUAUUUAUUUGAUAUUUAUUCAUUGGUUUGUAAGGGGUCAGCACCAGGGAAUUGGAGGGAGGGAGGGAGGGUAGAAAUUUGUCCCUCUGUACACAGCAUUUGCCCUAGCCAAGGGAUCAAGUGUUAAUAAUGGUGACAGGCAUGAGAGGUGUGUGUGUGUGUCUGUGUGUGAGAGAGAGAGAGAGUACAUGUGUCUGGGUAUGUUUGUGUAUGUUCCUGAAUCACCCCUUCCCCUAAAGGAGGAGACUAAGGGGAUGACAAGAGUGUGUAGCACAAAUUACUAUGUUUCCUAAUAAAUUUAACUUCAUUAUUUAUUUAUUGGGCAGCAACUACGUGCUCAUUUUGGGAGCUGAGGGCUGCCACCCCUUCCCCCAAUUAUGCCUGGAAUGCAUGGGGUCUGGGACUUAUGGCUGACAAAGCUUAGGCAUCUGGCCCCUUUCUUGCUCUGCUCCCCUCCCAGGGGAAUGCAGAGCCACAGGAUACUAGUGUUCAACCAUGCUUCCUUUCUGUUCCCACUAACUAUCCCAUCCCUGCUCCUGCCCAGCUCUUCCUGUGGGCAAAGCCCUGUCCUGGGUGCUGAGGGGGAAAUCCAGAGGAAGAAGACUCCGCAUAGAUUUAGAGAUGGAAAAGACUCAGUACCUGGCCUUGGCAUGUUCCUGGGGCUCAUGAGAGAGGCACAAAUAAAAGGCCAUAAACAUAGUGGAUGGGAAAUGACCGCUGGAAUGUCAUCAACAAAUGGACACCAGCGAUACAAAGAUGCACACAGAGGUUAAGACAGAAUUGACUCAGGGGAGUUGAAAGAAGGCUUCCUCAGGCAUGAAAUAAGCAGUCAGCCUCAAGGAGGCAGUGGGAGAAUUGGAGAGGAAAAGGGUGAAAUGGGAGUCGGGGAAGGACUUGGCCAGGCUGGAGUAAGGUUCAGAAUCUGGGAGGGGUAAGAAAUGGGUUAACAGUAUGCAGACUAUGAUCCUAGGGCAGGGGUUCUUCCCCUGGGAUCUGUGAACUUGUUUUGUUUUUAUUUUACUCUUUUGAUAAUUGUAUGUCAAUAUAACUGGUUUCCUUUGUAA
Molecule: messenger RNA, 4946 nt
Organism: Monodelphis domestica (gray short-tailed opossum)
Lineage: Eukaryota; Metazoa; Chordata; Mammalia; Didelphimorphia; Didelphidae
Gene: ADAMTS4
Product: ADAM metallopeptidase with thrombospondin type 1 motif 4
Biological process (GO): proteolysis; extracellular matrix organization
Cellular component (GO): extracellular matrix
Molecular function (GO): metalloendopeptidase activity
Source: RefSeq, a predicted model, not a curated record